This is a messenger RNA of Cyprinus carpio (common carp), 3436 nucleotides long. RefSeq names its product solute carrier family 22 member 16-like. The record is from RefSeq and is a predicted model, not a curated record. Gene Ontology annotation, cellular component: membrane. Gene Ontology annotation, biological process: transmembrane transport. NCBI's taxonomy places the organism in Eukaryota, Metazoa, Chordata, Actinopteri, Cypriniformes, Cyprinidae.
UUUGUGGAAUUACGCUCGACUCAAAACACAUUUAGUGGGAUAAAACCAUUUUGAUUUCCCAUAUGACAUCUAGCCCCGAUCUUCUAUAUGAUUGAUUUAUAAAGGAUGAUAGGCUGAUAUUGACUGAAUUAUGGAAAACGCACUCAUUGAAUGAAUACCCAUCUCACAUUAUGAGGAUAUUUCCAGGGGGCUCCACGAAGUAUCUUGUCAACUAUUUAAACUCUGGAUAACCUGACCAGAGUUACGUAUAGAAGCAAAACCAAACAGGCACACUUGAAGCAUACGAAGAUGAAUAUGAUCUAAUUUCAGCUGUUCAUGGCACGGACGGAUCCGGACUCUUCUGGGUGUCGCAUUACCAAACGUUACCCAAACUUUUUUAUUAUAAUCGUUGCUUGCCUUGGAGUGGAAAGUUCCCAACCGAAACCGCCCCUCCUACUACUAUGAGCUAUGAUAGCAAACAUGUACAAAUGUACAAGUGUCACCUAAGAGCCCUUUCACACCCCUGCGGAUCCUGCACGAGCUGAAAAUGACCACCGGCGUCGAGCGACUAUUCGACGAACUUGGACACUUUAAAAGGUUUCAGGCAUGUCUUUACUUUGCUGCUAUUUUCCAGGCCAUCUCCUGUGGAAUACAUUACCUGGCCUCUGUUUUCUUAGUUGAAACCCCUAAAUUUCUUUGUGACGCUCCUUCAAAUAUCACAGAUGUUCUAUAUAGAAAUCACUCUUUAACGUCGCUGGCAGAUGUAUGGACUUACUACAGGCCAGGUGAUGGACCAGUGGUUGUACGGACAGCUGGAGGAGACCAGUGGGAACUUAGUCCUUGUUUAAAAAUGCUGCGACUUGAUGCCAUCAAUUUUCAAUAUGAGUUUUUUGGGAACAAGACUGUAGAGUCAUGUGGUGGCUUUGUCUAUGAUCACAGCGAGGUUGAGCAGAGCAUCGUAACAGACUGGGACCUGGUGUGUGAGAAGGAAUGGCUGGCCAAGCUUACACAGCCAACUUUUAUGCUGGGAGUUUUGAUUGGAGCAUUGGUGUUUGGGGACGUCGCAGACAGAAUUGGCAGGCGUCCCAUUUUGAUGGCUACCAGCUUGUGCCAGUUUCUUUUUGGGGUCACUGUUGCAUUCACAGGGAACUACUACCUCUUUGUGUUGAUACGUUUCCUUCUUGCAAUGGUGUCGAGCGGGUAUCUGGUUGUAGUCUUUGUGUAUGUGACAGAGUUUACAGGAAUUAAGGUGCGCACAUGGACCUCUAUGCAUGUGCACGCAGCCUUUGCUGUGGGCAUCAUGGUCGUGGCUCUAGUGGGGUACCUUGUUCGCGUCUGGUGGAUCUACCAGAUCAUCCUCACCCUCAGUACCUCUCCAUUCUUGCUCUACUGCUGGAAGUUUCCAGAAACACCCUUCUACCUCAUGGCUAAAGGACGGUACAAGGAGGCCCAGGAGCUGCUGGACACUAUGGCUUACUUCAAUGGCCUGCCACCUACCCUUAAGGUGUCAGAGCUAAAGGAUGAAUGUGAUGGAGCACUGUUGAACGACAAUAACCAGGAGGAUGGAAGAGCAGUAGAAGUUGAGAAGAGGCUAAGCAUCCUGGACAUGUUUGGAAGCUUGAAAAUGGCCGGUCGCAGCGCCACCUGUUGGGCUAUCUGGUUCAUCGGAAGCUUGGGAUACUAUGUCUUCAGCUUGGGGUCUGUCAACCUCGGAGGAAACCAGUAUAUCAAUCUCUUCCUGGCUGGUGCUGUUGAGGUUCCAUCGUACUUAAUUGGCUGCUUUGCAAUGGAUCGGGUUGGCAGAAAGAAGACAUGUGCCCCGGCUUUGCUGCUUGGUGGAGUAGCUUGCAUGCUCAUUAUUGUGGUGCCCCAGGAUAUUGAGAUAUUGGCUUUAGUCCUGAGUAUGACAGGGAAAUUUGCUAUUGCCAUUGCAUUUGGUCUGAUUUACUUGUACACCUGUGAGCUUUACCCCACAAUUAUCAGGUCUCUGGCUGUAGGCAGUGGUAGUAUGAUGUGUCGGGUGGGAAGUGUGAUGGCUCCUUUCUGUGUUUACCUUGCUGACAUCUGGAUCUAUCUGCCACAGCUCAUUGUGGGAAUUCUGGCCUUCAUCAUUGGGAUCCUGACCUUGUUUCUUCCGGAGACUCUGGGACAGCCCCUCACCUCGACUUUGGAAGAAGCUGAAGCUCUGGGCUCCAAGCCCAACACAAAGAACACUGCAGUGGAUGUGCUAGAGAUGAACAAAAGCACCAAAGCUUAAAUCCAUUUUCACACAGGAUUCCUGAAAGUGCCUUGACUGACUGUGAACAGUACAUACUCCAAUAUACAAGUCUGAAUGAGACAUCAAAUGUUUUUGACAAGUGUGAUACUAAUUUUGUUGUUACAGGCAUUUGUGAAUAGAUGAGGCUGUGAGCGAGUUUGAGUGAAGUUUGGAUAACUAUAAAAAAAAAUAUUGGUAUAGUUGAUUGUGAAUGUAAUUUCAUUUUGUAAUUGUUAUGAAAAUAUAUUCUGUUAAUUUUAACAUAGCUUGCAAGGCAGGACCUCAUUAUUUAAACCACUAAGUAUUACAUUUUUGCAUUUCAGCUGAAACCACUAACACACUCUCAAGGUGCAGUCACAUUAGUGAAAUUUCAGCAAAAUUUUGGGGCAAAACGUUCCAUUGUCUAUUUCAAUAGUGUAGCAAUGUAUGAAGCACAGUUCACACAGAAGUCACUUUCAAACCAAGAGUCUUUGACCAACAUGAACCCGUUGUGAAAUCUGCGUGGAUUCCUAUUGAAAUGACUGGAUUUCACCAGUAUCAGUAAAUGUGACCGCAUCUUGAUUUUAAACACCAUUUACCUACUUUCACUGACUGCAUUAGCAAGAGCAUUGGCUUUAGCUUCAGUGGACAAAGGAAACACUUGUUCAUUAUCAGUUAAUGGUGUGAUAUGUUUCUAUGCAUGCUUCAUUGAAAGACAGACCUUGCUUGUAAGCUGUUUUUUAUACAAUUGCAUCUCAGGGUUUAGCUCCAGAUUUAUCAGUAUUGUUCAUAGUAAACUGUGACUGUACUUUAUAAUACUGCAGAACUUUUUUUUAUUCUGGGUGCUUUUGUAUUGUUUUGUUACUUAAUAUUCUCAUUAUUUGUAUCCUACUGUCCUGUGUUCUCCCUAGCUUUGGAUGACAUGAGGAAUGCAAUGUAGAAGAGUUCAAAAUAGUAUUAUCUUCUAAAAACACUUGUAAAGUCUUGUAAUACAGCUAUCUUUCUCAUCAUAGACUUCUUAGACUUAAUAUUCAAUGCAUUUACUAUUUUCCUCAAGCUUAUGAAUUUAUUGUGUUUUUGGACCAAAGAAACAGGGAUUCUUGCUAUAGUCAUGUACAGUUGUCACAGCAACACGAUUGCCUAAAGAAUGUCAUAUAUUAAUAAAUAUUAUGUAAUGUCUAAAUUAGUGUUUCAUUAAAAUAAUUAUAGUGGCUACACAUA